This is a messenger RNA of Hemibagrus wyckioides, 4650 nucleotides long. RefSeq names its product centrosome-associated protein 350. Bases 516 to 4523 code for a protein of 1335 amino acids. Lineage: Eukaryota; Metazoa; Chordata; Actinopteri; Siluriformes; Bagridae. Gene Ontology annotation, molecular function: microtubule binding. Gene Ontology annotation, biological process: microtubule anchoring. The record is from RefSeq and is a predicted model, not a curated record. The transcript has 15 exons. Gene Ontology annotation, cellular component: centrosome.
AUACAUAUCAGCUUGGAGAGAUGCCCAGAAGCUUGUGAAAAAGGUCUUAGAUUCCCAGGCCUCAGAGUCUCAGGACGACAACACCAAGAGUAUGCUGCAGAAUUCAGUGCUCUUAUUGUGGUACACUACAUUUACAACAUAUGAGUAUCAUAAGAUCCGGCCUCUAAUGUCCUAGAUGUACAGUGUAAAUCUUGCAAAUCUUGCAAAUCUUCAUCGAGCUCUGUGUUUAAUUUGCAGAGCACAAGGAAAAAGUCACACAGACGGAUCACCAACAGAUUCCAGCAUUGAACACUCAAAGUGGUUCAAAACAAAGAUCUAACGAACCGAAUGUGAUUGAGAAAUCAUGUCACCAUCCCCGUAGAAAUAUUUCAUGUCCACCUAACCAGGCAACAAACCCUUCUGGUAGUUGUGGUAAAAGCAAUUCUGCAUGGCACAUAUGUGUAAAAGGGAAGGAGAAUGGAGGUCCUGCCAAACGUACAGUGCAGAGGCAAAAUUCACAAGAAGUGCGUGAAUACAUGCAUCAACAAAUCCUUGAGAGGACAAGAAGGAAACGACAAAUGAGGAGAAAUGUGGAAUUUGAGCAGGAGAGGAAGAGAAGGAGUAUGCAGGCCAUAGUGAAAAAACAAAAAGAAGCUCUCCACAGGACCAGGAAACAGCAGACACAACAGAAUGGGAAAAGUAAAAAUGCUGACAAGGAACAAUUUGUUACAAGUAGAAAGACUCUUGGACUGCAGCACAAUGCACAAUGUGCUGUUCUGGAUGCAUCCAGCAGAACUAUGCAGAUGGAGCUGUUUUCUGAUGCCCAGGCGAAGAACAACAAUCCUGUCUGCUUGGUCAAUGUGAAUAGGUCUUUGAUUAUCCAAGCUGAGGCUCAGAGAUACAGAGCGGAAGCUCUCAAAAAGACAAUUGCCUCUUUGGAUGCACGCGUGGAUAAUGAGACUGUCCGGCUUGGCAUCGAUGGUCAUAAAGAAUUUCUGACCCACACAAGGCCCAGUGGUCAUGAAACUGCAGACAGAAAAAAGAAAAAAAUGAAGGAGUCUGUGUCCAUUAAUAGAAAUGUUCCAAUUAAGAAAGAAAUAAAAAUCAACGUAGAUAAGCAAGCUUGUCCAGUGAUGUGUGCACUACAAAGUAAACAGAGAACGAUUCAGUGCACAUCAGAUCAAGGUGAUGACACUGAAAGCACAGACUCUACAAGCAAGUGGAGUGAAAUGAGUGGGAUGUGCAGUCAGGGACAGUUCCAGUGCCACCUCUCGCUGGCACAGAGUCAGCAGUUUAUCUGGGAAGAGGAGCUCAGGGCACGCCAGCUCAGUGCCCUCUUCAGACUCAGAAAGAAAGCACUGUGGGAGAGAACUCAGGCUGAGCUCACAUGGCUGGAGCACUGUAAGAAGAAUGCUCUAUCAGAGGAGGAUUCUGUGACUCAAAUCAAGAGGAAGCAGGAAGAAGUUUUAAAAAGACUGAGAUGUGAGGAGGCGGAGAUCCACCACUGGCGCAAUGUAUAUAAAUGUGGACAGCAACAGCGUCAUCUCUUGCUUUACCAUCACAGUGACAUCCUAGACAUCAAGAAGUCAACUGCUCACAUUCGACAAAUGCUAGAGAACCAGGCCAUGACUGACACUGAUUCCAGGCCCACAGACAUGGCUUCAGUACCGGAGGGAAAAAGUUUAAUCACAAAGCCUGGGAUUAAACCAGCUGCCAGAGGCGAAGAUAAGCUGCCAAGCAAGCAGGGGGGGUUUCUUACUAAAGCAGGCCUGAGGAGACUUCUAACAGCAGACGAGGUAUGGAGUCUUGGGAGGAAGAGAAGUUUGGGAGAACAUAAUAUCCCAACAGAGCAGGAGAUCCUUCAGACACCAGGGUCCAAAGAUUCAGGUGACCCAAAAUGUUUUUCAGCAUACAGCCAUCGAAGCAAGCCAUGCCAUAACACCAGCACUGAGAGAAAAGUAAAAAGAGAGGAUGGAAAACCUCCACAUAAGCAGGAACCACUGAAGGCAAACUCUAAACCUCAUGGUUACGAGCCCAAGCCUGCAAAAAAGGUCAGGAACCCUCAUCCUAAGGUGAGCCCAACAAAAAGCACUGAAAUACUCUCAAGAGAAAAAGUCCACUGGAAGCCUUUAAAGGAUGUGCAUCAUUUCACAUCAGAACACAGCCAGCCUAGCUGUGGAACAUCUGACAAUGCCCCCAUUGUGUCCUGUUUGUCGUCUGACAUAGAGGAAGAUCUGCCCUAUGAUUAUGAAGAUUUCCAGCAAAAACCUGGAGAGGAAACAGAAGCAAGGUUUCAAGAGAAACUGAAGCCACAUUCCUCUUCUUUUGAAAUGACUGUAGACUGUGGUGAGGUAAUAACUGACAAUCUGACUCUUAAUGUACAGAACAGCCAUCGGUCACAAAGUGUGGUAUUCAACAAUAAUCAUGAGAUUUGUGAUGUGUCCAGGAAGUCAGACACAGCUUAUACUCAGACACAUGAGAUUGAUUUAGUCUCCCAGAUCUCUGAAAAUCUGAAGUGGCAGAACAUAAAAGAUUCACUGAUAGAUAAACCACUUGUUACAAAUUCAGUCCUCACUGUAAGAAGUGAUAUAAAAGAGACUGACAGCCCGUCUUGUGAUGAUAGCCUUUCUGAGGCAGAAGAUAAAUCAGAACCAUUUUCCCUCCAGAGUGAAGGACUGGUCUGGUCUGAAGAAGAGAAGGAUGUUCACAGUGAAGAGAAAUCUGAAGUAGGCACAUUUGCUUUAGUCUUUGCCGAAAAGUGUACUGUAAUCCCAGAAUCACCUCCAUGUUGCCAUCAGUUCAACAAUAAACAUUGGGAAGUGGAUCCUUGUGGUCUGCUUCAUUAUGAAAAGCAAAUCACAGCAGAAUCCAACCUGUCAGAGAUCCUCUCGCCUGUAGAUGAGGUCUUGUCAUAUGGAAGUGCUGAGCUUCCUCCGUCUCUUAAAGGAGGAGGUGGCCCAGGACUAGAUAUCAACAGUUUAGCACCUCCUUCACCUGCCUUUGAGAUUAUUACAUGGACUAGUGAAGAGGACCUUCCAGCUCCACCUGAAUUUCUUGAAGACACUUCCAUAAAUAGCGAGAACAUACCUCCUCUUCCUGUGGACUUGUCUUGUAAGAGAGAUACAGAGAGGCCAAGUGAGACCAACGUUAAUAAUGAUGCUAACACUGAAGAUUUAUGUCAGAUGCUUCAUUCUGCAGAGCAGGAUCAGGAUGACGAGGGUUCUGCAUAUACCAGCUCUCUUCCUGUAGAUGACAGUAAAGAAAGCCAAGAUCCUUUGUCCUCUUUUAACAUUGGAGACAGGGUUCUUGUCUGCAACUCAAGACCAGGAGUUCUUAAAUAUAAGGGAUAUACUACUUUUGCUGAUGGCUUCUGGGCUGGAGUUGCACUUGAUAUACCCAAUGGAAAUCACAAUGGAACAUUCAGAGGUGUAAAGUAUUUUACAUGUCAGAAGAGCUGUGGGGUUCUGGUCAGAGCCGAGGACAUUUCUCAUCUGCAUAGAGAGUAUUGUAAUGAUGCAGAUAUAGGCAUGGACGAAGAUACAUUCUCGGAUGAGGAUCCCCCCAAUUACCAAGAUGGGGAAAAUGGGAAUAAACCCUCUGGGAAGGGGCAAAGAAGGCAAAGUGGCAGACACCGCUCUCCUGGACAUGGUUCAUCUGCACCAAAACAGACAUCCCAACAGGAGCCAUGUGAAAAUGAUGAAGCCCCAGAUAAUAAGUUGCCAACAUCCAGUGAAAGAACACCAGUAAAUAUCGAUUGUAUGGGCCAUCUGGAAGACUCCGAAGCUCUGAUAGAGAGGUUAACAGAAGAGAUUUUUAUAGAUGCUUUAAAGAAUAUACAGGAAACAGGAUCAACACAUGACAGUAAAUCAAUGGAAAUUAGUUUUAAGAAAAAAGAAGCUGGCAAUGUGAUUAACAAACCACGUCUCAUGGAUAAGUGGCAGCAGGUCUAUCCAGUAACUCCACCGCAGAUACGGGUGAAACCUCAUGAACAGAGCAUUGUGUACAGACUAGUUGAUGAAACGGUUGAGACCCUGUGUGGCCAGGAAAAUAGAAGUGCACUUGAUGUUGGUGAAACACCAAACUACUUGGUAGAUGAUGAAAGCCGCAAAAACUACAGGCAGGUCCUUUUCCAGUUAGCAUCUGAUAUUCUGAACAAGAUUUGUGCUGAUAUAUUGGAAAUGAGUAGAACUUCGCAGAAAACAGUGGAUAAAUCAAUGGUCUCACUUGUACAGACAAGACAAAUUUCAGUUAAACUUUUAAAGGAUGCAGUGAAAAGGGAAAUACAGAAAAUGCUUAACUUGGAUCAAACUGAUCAAGAAAUGACCGAGAUGCUGCAAACGCUAUGCAAAUACUGGUAUGCUAAGAGGGACAGAGUGGACUACAUGCUGAUUCAGGAGCUUCACAAUGAGGAGAAGGAGUGGGUGGAUUACAGUAAUGACCAGAUCACUGUGAAAAUGCGACUGGCCAAUGAGAUUUUCAACUUUCUUCUGGAUGACACUAUAUCAGUUCUUAACCAUAUAUAUAGCAGACAACAAACAAUAUAGAUUUGGCAUCCUUAUCCUUAUGUCUUUUGGAAAAUUACAAACUUUGUCAUAUCUUGACUUUUUGAUUUAGGCCAAUUCUUUGUAUAAUUUUAAAAUAGAAACCAAAUAAAGGGAAAGUGUGUUUAUA